Bacidia gigantensis is the source of this 2832-nucleotide messenger RNA. RefSeq lists its product as uncharacterized. The record is from RefSeq and is a predicted model, not a curated record. The transcript has 5 exons. Gene Ontology annotation, molecular function: phosphatidylinositol binding. The coding region runs from base 1 to 2832 and encodes 943 amino acids. NCBI's taxonomy places the organism in Eukaryota, Fungi, Ascomycota, Lecanoromycetes, Lecanorales, Ramalinaceae.
AUGACUGACAAUCUGGAUCCUGCCUUGUUGGACAAGUCUUCAGGUGCCCAAGAGACAAACGAUUCGAGUAAGAGUAAGCAGCCACAGAUGGCCCAAUUGCCUUCUCGGCCAAAGACCAGCAAUGCCCCUUCUCAGCCUUCAACCGGUCACCUAUUGACGGGGAAACAAGAGCACUAUCUCAAACGCGAGCUCAUCUCACAGCAGGUUGUGUUCGAGAUAUCGGAGCUCGCUUCGACAACUGCUCUCCAGAGGUUUGGGGCCCCGUUUAGGUCCGAAUAUGGCGAAGUUGCACCUGUUGACUCCGACCUUCCUCUUCUACGGUACAUAUUCGUCCACCAUGUCAGAAACUUCCCCUUCCUCGAUCAGGCACGCGAGAAAGAGUUCUGGCAAGACAAGCUCCAAGUCUUUCUGGAGUCUUUUGCCAGUAAACACAUCUCUUCGUCGGAAGACCGUUCGGAGGAGACAAAACGGCGAAAACUUGCGAUCAAGGCCCAGAAAUUGGUAGAAUUGAUGAUGGUCUCCGGCAUACCCACAGCUUCUGGUUACGAAGAGAGGAUACGGUUUUCGGAAAUGGAAGUAGUGGACCGGGGAGCAAACGAGCAGGGACUACUCGUUAAUAUACCUGAAGGCCACUUCAUCAAUGGCUGGGAUGUCAACAUUGCAGCAGUGCGUACUACUUCCAUAAAGCGGACCGUCAGAUAUCAUCAGCACGCGGAGUUCAUCUUAAAGGUGAAGCAAGCCGGAAAGCCAGAUAUCUACGUUGGUCGAAGGUAUGGCGAUUUCACACGACUGCAACGUGCCAUGCGGACCGAACUUCCUGGGAAAAUCCUCCCUCCAUUGCCAAGAAAGAACAAAAGCUCUACCACUUCAAGUCUACUUGGUGGUAAAGCUGAUAGCGAUGCAUCUUCUGUUUCAUCUGUCUCAACACAGAACACACAACUUUCUGUUCCCGAAGAUAACAGCUCCCUCCGACAUCUUGUAGGCAAAAACCAUGCAAGAUCGCUCUCCGUGCACUCGAAUACGUCCGCCCGAUCAUCAGGUGAAUUCUCUCCAAAAGUCACGCUAUAUCGAGAAAGCCAGAGGGUCUCUUUGAGGGCCUUCCUGAGGACCUUCCUUCAGAACAAGCAGAUCGCCGACUCCAAGACCAUGACAGAAUUUUUGACUCUUAGCCCAAUCAAACUUAACGCUGAAGAGUUAGACGACGAGAAACGCAGAAAGGAAAUGGACGAGAAGCGGAUAGAGGAACAAAAGCGUUUUUAUGAGAUCGCACGAGAGCGUGCAAGAGAGCUUGACGUGUACAUGGAACGGUUUCGAAGGGAUGUUGUAGAGAGCAACGGUCUCACCAAACUUUUCGCAGAGAUCAAGGAGAAGCAAACUAUCGCAGAUCUUAGCUUAGAAUAUCAGAAAUUUGCGGAAUGGCUUCGUAUUGAGGUUGCCGCAACGAUUUAUCAUCUUUUCCUCGCCGAGGACAAUUCUCCAGAACUCCUUGCUCAAGCUAAACGAAUACAUUCAAUGAUACCGUAUACGACGUUGAAGCAGGUGAUCCGAUUCGCUAAUCCAGCAGCCGUCAUGUCCGGGGUCUUGGACUUGUUUCUUGCCCAACCAUUUGGAACAAGAUCUCUUGCCCAGCGAGUCUUUGGCCUAGCUAUUAACGACGGCAUUCGGACAUUGCAGAGAACCAUAGACACUCUCCAACAAAAGAUCAACCACCCAAUAUUCUGUCAAAAACUCGAAACGUUCUGCAACUCCGACGAAGAGGUCAAAAACGAGCUCCGCGACUCCGCCCAUGCCGAAGACACCGACCUCAUUGUCGCCAUUCUUCGGUCCGAGCGUAUCCCCCCUGAACUUACCUCUGACCAAGUAGGCCAAGUAUUCAACGCUUACGUAGCCUGGAACCACACCGUCGAGCACGUCGACGACGAGAUGAAAUCCGGCGCACUCCUCUUCUCCCAGCUAAAACAACUCCUCAAACUUUACACUCGCAAGCGUGACAAGGCGCAGAUGCUAUCCGUGAUACAAGAACCUGUGACUCUGCAUCUCUUCCGCGAUCUCUUCACCAUCUUCUACGAACCGCUUGUCCGCGUCUACAAAUCUGCGAACGUGUACAGUAGCGUCACAGACUUCGCGGCUUUUGCAGACGACACAUUCUCUGUGCUAGAUACUGCUCAACGGCAGGAUGUAAGCGCUGAUCCUAACCAGACAGUCCAAAGCUUCAUCGACCUCUGCGCCCGCCACCAGGAUAAUUUCUACAAAUUCGUUCACGAAGUGCACGUUCACGAUAAUGGGCUCUUCACGGCUUUGAUGGGUUGGUUAGAAGGUAUCCUCGAGUUUCUACGUCAUGGUCCUAAAGGCGGGAAACUGGACAUGAACGCCCUCUUCCAAGGCGCUGUAGACAUGAAGAAAAUUGAUAAACAGAAGGCUAUACAGGAAAUAGACGCGUUGAUCAAAUGGCAGGAAGAGAGGAAGAAAUGGCAUCAGGACAAAACAAGGCAGAAGAUGGCAACGGCUGGUACCCCGGGCCUCAACGGUGCCGCUGCAAAUGGCUCCCCCUUACCCCCCGGGGCAGGCACAUUCAAGACGAGCGAUUUUGGGCUGCAUGAACAGGAUGUAGCAGAUUUGAACGAGAGUGGUAGUGAGAGUGGAGAUGGGGAUAGCGAUGUGGAGGACGGGGGAGGUGGAGAUGAUCCCAUUGCGAGUGAGCGACGGAGGCGAGCGAGGGUUGUGGAGAAAUUGAAGCGGACGGCGGGGGAGCCGGUGAAGCCGGAGGUGAAAGAACUGGAAGGGUUGAGGGAGGGGUUUCUGGCCAUGUUGAGGAUGGUGCUGGCGGAUUAG